UAUAUUCCCCGGAUCCACGUUCCGGGCUUCUGUAGUUCCACAACACUCGUGUUAGCGCAGCAUUGCUAACGCUUUUCCUCAAACUUCGUCGUCAUGAGUGCUGAUAAUAUCAACGGGAGUUUGUCCGUACCUUUACGAAAUGCUUUGAACUCCAUUCAGUGUAUCAGAGACCGAGUCAGAGAUGGAGAGUCAAAUGAAUCAGAUGGAGAUUUCAACCUUUCUAACUUCUGGGACACUUUGAACCAAGCAGUAAAGGCAGUGUCCCAGGAAGCCACUAAACUCAGCCUAGCCUUCUCCAGACCUCCGCUCCCCUCUUUACAGGAUGCUGAGAAGUUAUCAGAGUCUAUCCUGAAGAGCCUCCUGACUCUGUCCACCGUGUAUUACUGGCUGCCCAAGAGCUAUGGUGUGACUCUACGUCGACAGGUCAGAGAAGCCACUGUUGGGGUUCUGGAGGGAGUUACACAACUGCUGGAGGUCAUACUCAGCUUACCGCUACACAGUCUGACCCAGGAACAGCUCACAUCAACAGGAGGAGUUUGGACUGCCUGUGACCUGUUUGCCCAGUUACCACGAGAUAAUAAAGCAGCUCUGCUGGUGGUUCUGUCCGCUCAGAUCGGAGUUGUGAAAGAUGCCACAGAGGAGAUUGAGCAGGCGUUAGCUGAGGCCCAGGACCCAUUCAGUGACAUACUGGAUGAUGGCGACGACGACGAAAACCCUCGAGGAAACCAGGACACCUACUGGUCAGAGAAGGACCGGCAGGUGAUUGGUCCAUGUCAGGGUCUGAUGAAAGCAUCGGCGGUGUGUCUGAGGAAACUCGCAUCAGCCGUCCAAGCUAACGGCGACAUCAACGUUCCUCAGAACGUCGCCCAGCUGGAUGACCUGGCAGACAUCAGCAUGGAAAUCAGCCCUGGAAUCGAUGAUCUGGCGCUCUGUCUCUACCCCCCGAUGGACUACAGUGGAGUGGACAGCAACGUGUCUAAAUUGGCAGCACUUUUAAGGAAACUUUUGGAAAUUAUCAGGUCCAGUCAUGUGUGUGCAGAGUCAGAACUGACCUGGGUUCAGUUCUUAGACGGCGCUGUUAACCACAACCAGGAGAAAGCCAAAGUUCUUAUAGCACAGGACAGCUGAUGUUGCUGUUACAAGUGUUUUAGUUGUGUGUUGUAUGAGCGUGUGUGUGUGUGUGUGUGCGCGCGCGCAUGUGUGCUUGCCUACAGCAAAGAGAUUUGUGUUCUGACAUUAACUCUUUUACACAAAUGUUUGCCAAGAACAGCAGAGUUUAAUAAAUCUUGGUUUAAAUCAAACCUCGGUCACCAGAUGGACCGUAAUACUUCACUCAGGCUGUUCUCAAAUGGCCCUUGUGUUUGAUGGCUAGAGUUAAGCUAACUUCUUGCAACUAUAAUUAAAAUAAAAUAAUUUGAUGAAACCAGAAA
Messenger RNA from Nothobranchius furzeri (turquoise killifish), 1430 nucleotides. RefSeq names its product cyclin D-type binding-protein 1 (gene ccndbp1). NCBI's taxonomy places the organism in Eukaryota, Metazoa, Chordata, Actinopteri, Cyprinodontiformes, Nothobranchiidae. Gene Ontology annotation, cellular component: nucleus. Gene Ontology annotation, biological process: regulation of cell cycle. The record is from RefSeq and is a predicted model, not a curated record.